AUGAGUUUAUAAUAAAAAUCAUCUUGGGCAUAAUAUAAUUCACCUAAUAUACAAUAGCCAAAUAGUCCAUAUUCUGAAUAGCUCUCAAGAAAAGAUUAAAUAGAAGAGUAAUAGGAUGUUAUUGAAGAAAAAUACUUUGUAAAGAAGGUUGGAUCAAAUUAGAAUUAACGAUUUGAAAGUGAUUUUACAGUUCAAGAUUAAGAUAAACGUACUUAUUUAGAUUUAAAUAAAUAGGAAAUAUAUUACAUUAAACUGCAUUAAGAUAAGAUGCUAGAAUUCUUGAACUUUUAAUAUUAGAUUAUUAAAAUCUACUUAAAGAAAAUAAAAAAUAAGAAAGAUUAAGAAAUAAGAGAAGAAUCUCAUCAAUUUAAAAUGAUGAAAAUGAUGAAAAUGAUGAUGAAUAAAUUAUUGAAAUAGAUUUUGAUAUUGAAGAUUAUUAAUUUUCAGAAAUAUAAGAUUAAGUAAAGAAGUAUGUUUAAUAACCAGAUAUUUUUGGAUGUACUCCUAUUUAAAUCUGUUGUUUUUUAAAUGAUUCUAAAAAAAAUUAAAAUAGAUAAGAAUGUUUGAAAAUUUUAAUUGAAAAUGGAUCAGAUGUAAAUGAAGUUAAUCCACAUAAUUAAUGGAGACCUUUACAUUGGUGUUCAUUUUAUGGUGAUAAAUCUAGUGUUCAAUUAUUGUUAUAAAACAAAGCCUAUUCAUUUUUAUGUGAUAAUAAUGGUUUUUACCCAAUAGAUUUAUCAGGCAAAAAUAAACAUGUUUAAGUUCUAGAAAUUUUAAUAGAAAAUCUAGUUGACUUUUUAAGUGACUGUUAAUUAUUUUGGAAUGACUAAUUGAGAGGAAAAAAAGAAGAUGAAUUUAUUGAAUUUUAAGAAAUUUGCUUAAAAUAUGAAGCUGAAUUAUAAAAUCCACUACUUUAUACAAAAAUUUUAUUUUGGUGUUGUAAAUUUGAAUUUAAUAGAUUCAUCAUAAAGAUUCUUUAAAGUUUACCUAGAAUUUAUAUUAUGUAUCCAAUUAAAUCUUUAGAUUCUUAAACUUGUCUCCAUGCUUGUUGUUCUAGUAAUAAUUCAGAAGCUUUAAAAAUGAUAAUUAAAUUUGAAAUAUUGGAUUUAUCAAAAAUGAAACCUGAAUCAGGUUAAUCAAAGAAAUAAUUAAAAAAAGAAUUAAGGAGAUAAGAAUACUUUUGUAAACCUAUGAACUAAUAUUUAGAGUAAAUUACAAAAAAUGAAAUUCAUGGAAUAAAUCUAAUUUUAUAAAAAAAAGACACUUAGAUAUAUAAAGAAAGGUAUUAUCAUGAACUUUAAAGAUAUUUAUAAUAAGAUUAAAUUUAUAAACAAGAACUUGCAAAAAUUAAUUAUCUAAUUUUAAAAUUGAAAGAUUUAGAAACUUAUGGUUUAGCAAAAUAAUUAUUUUGUAGGAAUGUUUUAAACAUAAAUGUAAAAGAUAAUCAUGGAAAUACACCUUUACAUUUAGCAUCUUUAAAUGGGGAUUAAAAAAUUAUUAAAUUUCUUUUAAAUAAAUAUGCUGACCCUGAAGCAGAAAAUAAUGAAUUCUUUAGAGCAAAAUAAUUAACUAGAGAUUUUGCAACAUAAUUAUAUUAUGAUGGUCUUAUAAAAAAAUAAAAAUAUAUGAUUGGUUAAUCAUAAUUAUUAUAAUCUUUUGAAUUAAUAUUUUCAAAACAUAGAUAAAAGAAAUCAAAAAUUAGUACAAAUUUUGAAGACUAAUAUAAUUUAACUGAAAAUAUCAAAUAGAAAUCAAAAUACUAUAGAAUGUAAUUGAAAACUAGAAAAUAAGGAAAAAUAUCAUCUUAAAAAAAGAAAUAAAAAGAUAUUUCUAAAUUUGAUUAGUUUGAAACUCCAGAUCUUAGAACAUCUACUGGAAAAGAAAAAUCAAAUUUAAUUAUAAAACCUAAAAAAACAAAAAUACCCACAAAUAAAAUUAUUCCUUUAGAUUUAGAUCCUUAAACAACAAAUAAAAAAAAACCAAGAAAUUAAUAUGAUCAAGUUGAAUAAUUAAUGUUAUUUUCUAUUUAAUUAUUUGUUCCAGAUUUAGUAAUAAAAUUUGAUUAAUCUGUUUAAGUAAAUAUAAUGGAUUAUUUAACAUUAAAUAAAUCUUCCAAAUCAGAUGAAUAGAAAAAGUUAAUAGAGUAAUAAAUAAACUUUUAAAUAGAUCUUUUAUCAAAAGCAGAGUUUGAAAUUUAUAUGAUGAAAUCUUUUAUUUCAGAAGAUUACAUCUAUUUAAUGUUAAGAAUAAAGGAAGAAAAGUUGGAAAAGUUGGCAUAAGAAAUGGAAAUGUAAAUUAAGUUAAUUGAUUCUUAUGAUUUAGAAUAAUUUAAAAUUAAACAAAGAAAUUAAUUUGAACCUUUUAGAUCCAGUUAAAGAUAGAAAAUUGUAUAUGAACAUUUAAGGAAAUCAAUAAAUUUAGAAUCAUUACUAAAAUCAAAAUUAAUACAUUCAUGUUAUGCAAUGCAUACAUCAGGUGGUAUUUAGAUAGUUAAAAAAGAAUGGCAAAAAUUAUUUUAUGGAAUUAUUCCAUAACCAAUUUGUUAAAUAAAAGAUUAUUUAAGUGAAGGGAAAGGAAGGAACUUUACAUCAUUAACUACAAUGAGAUUAUAUUUUGGAGAAUAAAUUUCUUUCUUUUUUGCAUGGAUAAGUUAUCUUACUUGUUUUUCUUUAAUUAUUGCAAUACCAGGAUUGAUUCUUUAAAUAUAUGUCAUUAUAUAUGACUUCUAAUCUGAAAUAUUACCAUAUUGGGUAUUGAUUGUAACAAUUUGGUCAACUGUAUAAACAGAAUUAUGGAAAAGAAAAACUUCAGAAAUUAAUACAAGAUGGGGUUGUAUUGAUUAAAUGCUUUAAGCUGAAUCCUCUUAUUAUGAAGGUCCUUUGAAAGAUAAAUUCUCAGGUGAUGAAGAAAUAAAUAAUAUAAGUAAAAAAUUAACAAAGCAUCAACAAAUAACAAAAAUGGCAGCUUAUUUUGCUAUUUUUUUAGUUUUAUUAGCUGUUUUUCUUUUUGGAAGUUUUGCUAUUGUUUACGGAAUAGAUUUACUUAGAAGAGAUGUUUAAUCUUAUAAAGGUGUAGUAUUUUUACUAGGUGCUUUGUAGGCAAUUUCUAUUCAAAUAUUAAAUAUAUUAUUUCAUUAUUUCUCUAAAUGGUAUGCUGAUUAAGAAAAUCAUAAAUUUGAAUUAAGUUAUGAAAAAUCUUUAAUUUAUAAGAAUGUAUUUUUUAGAUUCAUAAAUUCAUAUAUGCCUUUAGUAUAUAUUAUAGUUACUGGAUAAGAUUAUGGUUUAGAAGAUAUUUUUUAUUUUCUUAUUCCAUUAGUUCUUGUUAAAAAAGCAUAUUAUAUAUUAAUUGAUUUUUUGAUUCCUGCAUUAUUUAUUCGGGCAAAAAUAAGAAUUUAUUUUUAAAAAGUGAAAGAAGCUUAUUAAACAUAAAAAGAAAAGAGAAAAAACAAUAAUAAAUAAUUAAAUUAUUUGGAUGAAAUUGAAUAAUUUUGGAUUUAUGAUGAAUUCAAAAAAAAUUAUAAUAUAUAAAAUUAAUCAUAAGAAGAUAUGAUUGAAAUUUCAUUUUUAGAAUCUGCAUCUAGAACUGUACUUAAAGUAGAAAGUGAGGAAAUAAUAGCGGAAAAGUUAUUAGAACAAAUUUAGAACCAAAAAUUAAUUUAUCAACCUUUUGAAACAAAGAUUGAUACUGAUGCUAUUGAAUUAAAUUCAUUUAAAGAAGAUUUUGGAGGAACAUUAGAUUAUUUUAUGGAGGCUGUUACUGAUUAUGGAUACUUUAUUUUAUUUUCAGCUGCUUUUCCAAUAGGUCCUUUUAUAGGGAUAAUCAUAAAUAUAGUAGAAAUUCAAAUGAAACUUUAUAAAUUAAUUUAUAUGACUAAAAGAAUAAAAAGUGAAAGGAUGCCUGGAAUUGGUUAAUGGUUAAAUAUUUUAGAAUUUUUAAGCGCAAUUGGUGUAUUUACUAAUUUUGUUUUAUUAUAUUUUAAACAUAAAGAUGCUACUUUAAAGAUGUUUACUAAUGAUAUUAAUUAAAUUAAAGAUUAUGACUUAGAAUUAUGGUAUUUUAUAAGUUGUGUGAUUGCAGUAACUUUAAUAAAAAUUCUAGUUAGAGAAUUGAUACCAGAUAGGCCAGAUUGGGUAAUAGAAGAGAUUGAUAAAAUAAAUCACAGGGAAUUGGUUGAACAAUAAGAAAAAGCAAAAUAAAAAUUAAAGGAGAUGUAAGAGCUUCUUUUACACUUAAGGUAUUUUAUUAAAAAAUAUAUUAAGAGAUGAAAAUACUAAAUUGGAAAAGGAAACAGAUGAAUAAGAAAAUAAAAGUUAAUUUGAAAUGAAAUAGUUGGAUGCUGAAAUAAAUAAAUUAGAAUUGUAGUUUUAAAAUAUAUCCAGAUAUAAGAAGAUUGAUAAAAUAAUAAUUACAGAGUAUGAUAUGAUAGUAUUAAAUGUACUAAAAAAUAGAUAUUAUCAAUUCGAUAAUAUUUUAUUGACAAAAAGAUUACUUUAAUUAAUUGAAAUGAGAUCUUGUAUUAUUUAAGUUUGUUAAGAGUGUGGUAAAAGUCCAGCUAUUCUUGAAUGUUUAGAAUGUUAAGAAAAUUUUUGUGCAUAAUGUUAUUAAAAGUUUCAUUCUAUUAUUCGAUAAAUGCAGCAUUAAGUAAAAUUAAAUGUGAAGAAAAAUUAAAUUUUAGAGUAAAUUGAAUUAAAUGUGGUAUAAAUUGAAAAGGUAUAAAAAUAAGUAACAACAGAAUUAUAAAAAUAAUUAAAAAAAUAAAUAGAGGUUGCACAUCCUAAAAGAAAUUGGAAGAAAAUAGAAUAUUUCUACAUACCUUUAUAAUUACAAAGUGGAUAACCAAAAUUAAAUGAUUUGUAUAAAGAAUUUGGAGAUUUUUAUAUAAAAAGUACAGGCUUAGAAUUUAGAGACUUUACAAUAUCUAUAGAAAAGAUUCUUCCAGUUAAAGAUGUAAGAAUAGUUGAUGAUCCAACAUUAAGAAUAGAAGACAAAAUUUUUUUGAAUCGAAUAGCUUUUUAAUUAUUUAGUAAAAAAAAGGAUUCUGCUGAAAUUUAAUAAUUCUUGAAAUAAUGUUAAAUUCUAUAAACAGGAUAAUUGGAAUAAAGAAUCUUUAUGUUCUUUGAUUUCAUAGAUAUUAAUGAAGAUGAAUAAAUAUAAAAGAGUGAAUUAGAGAGUUUAUUUUUAGUAUCUUUUGUUUAGGAUGUGAGAACAAAUAAAAGAGUUUAUGAAAUAGUUGAUUAAUUCUUUACAAAUAAUACACAAGUAAGAUUGAAAAGGGAUAUAUCCUAAGAAUUUUUUAAUAAAAUGAAUCGAAGUGAAGAAUUUCGAACAUUUUUAGAAGCCUUACUCUAAGUAUAAAGUGUAAAAUGUUGA
Messenger RNA from Paramecium sonneborni, 5370 nucleotides. The record is from the annotation of a GenBank genome assembly. Lineage: Eukaryota; Ciliophora; Oligohymenophorea; Peniculida; Parameciidae.